GUGGCAUUCCAUCAUAUUACAUAAUAAAGAUCCUUGUCCGGGCAUAAUAAAAAAAAACAAGCCAAUCAUUAGAUGGAUGGAUGUUGGAUGCAAAACGGAUGCAGAUCAGGUGGGGUGACUGUAUUUCUAUGUUUGAAAUACCAAAGGAACCAAUCAUACUUUGAGAAUAGGCAAUGACGGGCUUUUUUCAAAUGUAAUUUGACCUUCAGACAGAGUUGCUUGUUUCUAUCUCUUUUCAAUUUUCUAAAUUUUUAAUAUGGUUAGUUUGCUCGUUCAAAAGCGUUUAGCUGCUUCUGUCCUCAAGUGUGGUCAACGUAAAAUCUGGUUAGACCCCAAUGAAGUCAAUGAAAUCUCCAAUGCCAACUCCCGUGCCAAUAUCCGUAAGCUCGUUAAGGAUGGUUUGAUUAUCCGUAAGCCUCAAGUCUCUCAAUCCCGUUUCCGUGUGCUUGAACGUGCUGCUGCUAAGCGUAAUGGUCGUCACAUGGGUUAUGGUAAAAGAAAGGGUACUGCUGAUGCUCGUAUGCGUACCCAAGUCAUCUGGAUGCGUCGUAUGCGUGUCCUUCGUCGUUUGUUGGCCAAGUACAGAGAAGCUGGUAAGAUUGACAAGCACUUGUACCACUCUCUUUACCUCAAGUCUAAGGGUAAUGGCUUCAAGAACAAGCGUGUCUUGAUGGAACACAUCCAUAAGGCUAAGGCUGAAAAGGUGCGUGCCAAGACCCUUGCUGAACAAGCUGAUGUUCUCCGUGCUAAGAACAAGGCUCUUCGUGAGCGUCGUGCCAACAAGAAAUCCAACAAGGAAGAAUCUCAAUAAAAAAUUUUUUUUUUUUGUUGCCGCAGUCAAUAUGCCACAUUAUUAUCAGUUGUGUAGUUGAUCUAUAUAGACAAAAUAAGUGGAAU
Molecule: messenger RNA, 897 nt
Organism: Gilbertella persicaria
Lineage: Eukaryota; Fungi; Mucoromycota; Mucoromycetes; Mucorales; Choanephoraceae
Product: ribosomal protein L19e-domain-containing protein
Exons: 2
Coding region: 257-811 (184 amino acids)
Biological process (GO): translation
Cellular component (GO): cytosolic large ribosomal subunit; ribosome
Molecular function (GO): structural constituent of ribosome; RNA binding
Source: RefSeq, a predicted model, not a curated record